GACCCGGGCCCCCCCCCCACGAGCCAGUCACCAUCCCCGAGUCCAGCUGAGGCUCGGAGCCAUCCGGCGACCCGGCGAGCGGCCUCAGGCCCCGCCAUGGGGAAGACCAACAGCAAGCUGGCCCCGGAGGUGCUGGAGGACCUGGUUCAGAACACCGAGUUCAGCGAGCAGGAGCUGAAGCAGUGGUACAAGGGCUUCCUGAAGGACUGCCCCAGUGGCAUCCUCAACCUGCCCCAACUCCCUGCGUCCCCUCCUCAGUUCUUCCCCUACGGCGAUGCCUCCAAGUUUGCUCAGCACGCUUUCCGCACCUUCGACAAGAACGGCGACGGCACCAUCGACUUUCGGGAGUUCAUCUGCGCCCUUUCUGUCACUUCCCGCGGCAGCUUCGAGCAGAAACUCAACUGGGCCUUUGAGAUGUACGACCUGGACGGCGACGGGCGCAUCACGCGCUUGGAGAUGCUGGAGAUCAUCGAGGCUAUCUACAAGAUGGUGGGCACCGUGAUCAUGAUGCGCAUGAACCAGGAUGGGCUCACGCCCCAGCAGCGUGUGGACAAGAUCUUCAAGAAGAUGGACCAGGAUAAGGAUGACCAGAUUACUCUGGAGGAGUUCAAGGAGGCAGCCAAGAGUGACCCAUCCAUUGUGCUGCUGCUGCAGUGUGACAUGCAGAAGUAGAGAGCAAAGGCUGGUGAGGGGCAGGGCCCUGGCCAGGAGGAGCGUGGCCACCUCCCAACCCCAUGACCUCUCUGGCUGGCCCUUCCCUAGGGGGAGGGGUACUCCAGCCUCAUUCUCUGGCCCACCCACCCCUGUGCCCAAGCCCUUGCUCCCCUCAAUCAAGAUCUUUGAGGGACCACUUCACCCUGGAGAAGAGAGAUCCUCAGGUAUCCUGUGGUCUAGACCCACCCCCAGUCUUGGCCCAGAACUAACAUCCACUGGGCAAAGGGGAGUUAGCCUUUGCCCCUACAGGCAGGGUUAAGGAGGGAGGCUGGGGUUCUGCUUUGAAAGUCCGUUCUUCCUGGGUUUAUAUUUUAUAAGAUGUGGUUCCACACACCCCAGUUAAAGGGCCAAAUUGGGUCUGUCCUUUAUUAAGGACCCAGAUCCCUUACAGGUGGUCUCUGUCCUGUUCCCUCGACUCUCCCUGGCUCUUUUGGCUCCUGUCUUUGGAGCGUUCAUUCGGUCCUUUCUUCAGCUAACAGUCAUUGAGCCCCUGUUCAAUGUCAGGCACCUCUUGGUGCUAAGGAUAUGGUAGUCUACAGGACACAUUCUGUGCCCUCCGGAAGCUCACACAGUGAGGCAGGCUUCCAGUGGUCAGAGACGUUGAACACAGCUGAGCACAGGGUGGGUAAGGCUGGUUAGUUUGAGAGGAACUAUUAAAUCUUUCCACUCCGUUCUAUGCAGAGUUGCAGGAGGAUAAAUGAAGUGUUUGGAAGUCUAGGAACCAUGUAAGUGGAAGUUUUAAGAAAAAUUGAAAUUUAUGCAAUACCUAAUUUUUUUUAGUACCCUUAAAAGGAGCUAAAGUAAUUUUAUUAGUUUAGGGUAUUAAAACAUACUCUAUAUUACUUGAUUUCUUAUAAAAUAAUAAAAUGAAUACAGAAAUGCUAAUUUUCAUGGGGAAAAAGCACUGAGAGAGAAAAAAAGAGGGAAACACCACCAAACUCACCAGAAAACACUUUUUCUUAUCAAGCUAAAUCCUGAGCUGUUGCCAUCAGCAGCUUCUACUGCUUCCUUUUUACUGAUCUUUUUCAAUUCCGUGAGCAACUCUGUUUGGUUAGGUGCUGUCUUCAGAAACACAAAAACAAGGUUCGCUGAGAGUGAGACUGUGUAUUUCCCACAUCUUGGUAGUUCCUUUCUGGAUUUGAUCUAGUUUCAAGGAUGGGCUUGUUCUUUCACUGCUACAGAAGUAGAAGGAGCUAGAAGAAGAGCCCAUCUGGCCAGUGUUUAGGUGCCAGGCUGCAUUUAUGGACCAAAUGCCUAAAAAUGUGCUGGGCAUGCUCCAUUUGAAAAGCUUUUUCUAACUCCAAAUCUUAAAUCGGGCAGGUAAUUCAUCAUCUUCUAAGUGCACUGGCUUUGCUUCCCAAUGUCUGCUUCCCGGUUUUGGAUCCAUGAGCUAUACAGCUGCAUGCUUUGGCUGCUAGACAGUUCCUCUUGCUUCUUUAAGUCUUUCCCUUUACUUUCUCCUAUACUUGUGAUCAGAAGUUAGCUUUCAUGUGCAGUGACCGUUGACUUCCUCUUGAACUGCUGGUGAAAACAGUCUAGUACACAGGUGCUGUCAGCCCAGGGUGGGAACAGGGAAUGGUUGCUGAGUUGGGGGUGCGGAUUGUACCUGCAGGGAAGCAAUGAAGCUUGUCUUUUACUUCUGAGUGUUCACCUGUCCUCUCUCUCUGCAGGAUGUCCUCUCAUCUUGGGGAUGUGGACCUUUGGUCCAAAACUCUACUGGGCCUUCCUUCUUGCUGCUCUUGGAGGUAGCGAGGCCACUGGAUUGCCACCUCUUUCUAUCCUGUCUAUGACCUGCCUGUUACCAAGGCUAGGGAACUCACAUCCUCAGGCAGUCACCAGUAGGCUUUUAUCCAGUAACGCCUCAAAGGAUGUUCCAUUGCUCUCAGGAGCUGGCCAUGAGUGUAUCUUGUGCUGUCAAUCGGCACCCCAGAUACUCAAUAGCCUGGCUCAGCUGACACUUCCAAUGGAAGGCUUUUUGCAAAGUGGGGUUCCCAUCCCCCAAACGUUGAAUCUAACUCAACUCCCAAUCACACAGAACUUCAUGGCUUUCAAAGGCUUGCCAUCCACCCCAUCUUAUUCUACGCUCACAGCCUAGGGAAAUGGGGAUUUCAUUUCCCAUUUCCUUUCUCCAGACUUGGAGACCGAGGCACAGAGAAGGGGAGUCUCUUGUGCAAAGGCACAGAGUCAGGAGGUGGCACAGUGCCAAGACUUGAACCCAAGACUCUAAGCAGGUUCUUCCCUUCAGAGUCUCUCCCCUACUCAUUUAUUUGACUCUGAGUUGCACAGAGGUUGGCUGGGGGGCAAGCUAAGUUAGUUUGGUCUUUUACAAGCUUCCUGCUAAGAAGUUCCUGAAGCUGUGGUCUUCCAAAAAGAAAUAGGAACUGGGGUUGAAGUCCCCACAUUUUCGAGCAUCUUGUUUUCUGUUCUGGGCAGCUCUGCCUACAAAUCAGUGCUGUCCUAGGAGGCCUCUGACUCGGAACCCUGGAAGCGUCUUGCACUGUCUCUACCAUCAACUUCCUCCCUAAGAGAACUGCUUUUGUGUUUUCCCAGCUGGUAGGCAAGUCCUACCUGCGAGGGCGUGUUUGAUCACUCCAAGCUUUUGGACACACAUCCCUGGCUGAUAUUUGCUGGUGAGGCCAAAGACCCAGCAGUGCCGAAUACAUAAUGCCAGGCCAGGGACCGGGAUCACCAUCUCGCUAAUGGGAGGAGCCAUAGACAGGCCAGGCCUGGCUCCCACUUGCUCCUGAUGUCCUAAGGACGCUGCUUGGGAGCUCCGGUGGUAGAGCACUGGCCCUGCUGUGAGAAGGGAGGCAGUCCUCCCAUCUCUGCCCCAGCUGAGAGGGACUUGUCACAGAGCACAAGGUUAGCAGAGAUGGAAGUAUGACUCACAUAGACUCAAAAAUAUACAGACAGUUAAGACGUUGAUAUAUCCAGACUCUCCUUGGAAGUUCUGUAUCUUCUUGCAGCAACUCUGAAUUGCACGAUUCCAAAUCUAUCUUCUAACUGUAUUCUGUCCUCAUUCAAUCUUUGGUCCAACUGAUGAGCUCCUUCUUAUCUCUAAAAAUCAUCAACAAGGGCUACUUCAGAUGGCCACUGCAGUCCUUUGAGCUAUCGUCAGGAUUACAUAACCUACCUUAAAUCAAAAAUUAA
Molecule: messenger RNA, 3864 nt
Organism: Myotis brandtii (Brandt's bat)
Lineage: Eukaryota; Metazoa; Chordata; Mammalia; Chiroptera; Vespertilionidae
Gene: HPCAL4
Product: hippocalcin like 4
Exons: 4
Coding region: 97-672 (191 amino acids)
Molecular function (GO): calcium ion binding
Source: RefSeq, a predicted model, not a curated record